CUCGAUUUGCGGUCUCCCUGUUGGCCCGUGACCUGGAAACAAUCUGGGUAAAAUGGCGGCGCCCAGAGAUGAGACCGAGCCGGCCCGGAGUCCGCGGCUUGCCGCAUGAGACAGCUGAGGCUCAGAGAGAUUAAGGCCCUCUCCCGAAGUCACGCCGCAAGUUGGCCGCUAGGCCGGAAUUCGAACCCGCGUCGGUCCGAUUCUCCCAGGAAAUCCAGAAUCCUGACAGCCAGCCUCAGCGCUGCUGUGGUUGUCUAACGAGCAGCAGCAUGAGCUGGGCCCAAGCCAUCCUGCUGGCUCGGGGCCUCUCUCGGGGCUGGAGAGGCAUCUGCGGGGCUGUCCUCACGGGAGCCCCCUUCUCUCAGGUGCCUCUCCAGGCCCCACGGGGCCUCCACUGCAGCGCAGCCGCCCAUAACUCUGACUCGUGGCUGGUCCCGCCCUGGCCUGAGCCCCGGAAGGGACCCACGAAGGCCCUGACCCUCCAUGAGGAGCUGUUCCAGCAGACACUGGAAGGGGCACGGGACAAGGCAAACUUCGUGCGCGCGGUGCAGAACUUCGGGCAGCACAACGUGCACAAGCGGGGCCAUGUGGACUUCAUCUACCUGGCCCUGCGCAAGAUGCGGGAGUACGGUGUCGAGAGGGACCUGGCUGUCUACAACCUACUGCUUGACAUCUUUCCCAAGGAGGUCUUCCGGCCUCGAAGCAUCUUCCAGAGUAUGUUCAUCCACUACCCACGGCAGCAGGAGUGUGGGAUCGCCGUCCUGGAACAGAUGGAGAGCCACGGCGUGAUGCCCAACAAGGAGACUGAGUUCCUACUGAUUCAGAUAUUUGGACGGAAAAGUUACCCGAUGCUCAAGUACGUGCGCAUGAAGCUGUGGUUCUCCCGCUUCAAGAAUAUCAACCCCUUCCCUGUGCCCCGGGACCUACCCCAGGACCCUGUGGACCUGGCCAAGUUGGGCCUGCGGCACAUGGAGCCCAACCUCAGCGCCACGGUCACCAUUUACCAGGGGCUGGGGGCCACAAGCUUCCACCCCUCCUCCUCCUUGCAGAUGCCUUCUUCCAAAGACUCCACGGGUACAGCAGAUCCCACUGAGCCCCACAUUGUAGGAAUCCAGACUCCUGAUCAGCAGGCUGCCUUGGCCCACCACAACCCAGCCCGGCCUAUCUUCGUCGAGGGCCCCUUUUCCCUGUGGCUCCGAGACAAAUGUGUCUAUUAUCACAUCCUCAGAGCUGACUUGCUGCCCCCUGAGGAGAGGGAAGUGGAAGAAAUUCCAGAGGAAUGGAAUCUCCACUACCCGAUGCAGCUGGACCUGGAGUACGGGAGGAGCGGCUGGGAUGACUACGAGUUUGACAUCCAUAAAGUGGAGGAAGGUCCUGUCUUCGCCAUAUGCAUGGCGGGUGCCCACGACCAAGCUACACUGGCCAAGUGGAUCCAGGGCUUGCAGGAGACCAAUCCAGCCCUGGCCCAGAUCCCCGUGGUCUUCCGCCUGGCGGGGUCCACCGGGGAGCUCCUGGCGUCCUCCUCAGGGCUGGAGGAGCCGCCCCCACCAGAGGGCCAGGAAGAGGAGGAGGACAGUCAGCAGCGACAGCAGCAGGGCCAGAGCUGAGCUUGAGCGAUCACCUGCACAAGCUGUGGACUGGUGUGAUAGCGUGAGAUAGAUGCCUUUUGAGUGUACAGCAAAUAAAAGUUUUGCGUCUUGGG
Molecule: messenger RNA, 1702 nt
Organism: Callorhinus ursinus (northern fur seal)
Lineage: Eukaryota; Metazoa; Chordata; Mammalia; Carnivora; Otariidae
Source: RefSeq, a predicted model, not a curated record